Cercospora beticola is the source of this 1368-nucleotide messenger RNA. Lineage: Eukaryota; Fungi; Ascomycota; Dothideomycetes; Mycosphaerellales; Mycosphaerellaceae. The record is from RefSeq and is a predicted model, not a curated record.
AUGGACAGCUCACCUGAGAUGGCCUCCAUUUUACUUGACAGCGAUACAUCGAGCUCUUACGAAGACGAGACUGGCUUAGUACUGAUCCCAAAGACAUUCCCGGAUCUGUUGGCUGCUCGAAGCAAUGCCUGUCCCAAGCAACUUGCUCUCGACAGUUGUGUUCGCCAAUGGACUUACUCUCAGCUGCAACGACAUGUCGCCGUCGUCGCUGAUGUGCUUCAGCAGACUGGAGUUGGUCCUGGUGAGAGAGUGGGCAUGUGUUUCGAUCUAUCACCUUGGGCGGUGGUCGCAAUUUUGGCAAGCAUGACAUUAGGCGCAGCAGUUGUGCCUGUCUACCCAUACCACGCAAAACCGAGAAGGACCACUAUGUUCCGAGAGGCCCGGGUUCGAUUCGUGAUUGUACAAGAUCACCAAUACGGAAAGGACCUCGACGACUCUGGAUACACUAUCAUCAGGUUGAUGGACAUCGACUUCGAUGCGGAGCCACGGCCUGUGAUCAAUGCAGUUUCAAGACCCGAAGAUCCGGCGUUUAUUGCAUUUACUUCAGGCACCACUGGAAAACCGAAAGGCAUUGUGCAGACGCAGCAGGCAAUAGUCACAAUGAGCACCACACUUGCACGAUAUCUGAACGUCCAAGAUACUUCACGGGUGAGCCAGCUUCAUCCAUAUGUGUUCGACGUCUCGGUUAUGGAGAUAGGAAUGUGCUUGGCGACCGGUGCGAUGAUAUGUCUCACUGAUAAGGGAGAGAUGAUGUUGCCAUCUGCUGGGGAGAUCGGACCCGAAUUGACGAAAUCUCGCAUAACACAUACCACCGUCUCGCCUACCAUGCUGAAUAUGAUGGAGCCAGCUGAGAUUCCAACAGUUCGCGUUCUGAGCGUCAUGGGAGAGCCCUUAGGCCGUAAUGCGAUCGAGAAAUGGGCUUCCUGCGAAUCGAGAUCGUUUUAUCAGCUGUGGGGCGCUACCGAAGCCUGUAUAUUGCAGACUAUCACGACUCCGAUCACGAAGAGCGACCGUCCGCAGAAUAUUGGGUAUCCGCUUCUUGGCGCUUGUCGGCUUUGGAUUGCAGAUCCUAGUUGUCCUGAUACACUUCUCAAGGAUGGCGAUGUAGGCGAGAUCGUUGUAGAGAGCAGAGCUCUUGCUACUGAAUACAUUGGACGGGAAGAAGAGACAGCGAAAGCCUUUCUCGGUCAGACCAAAUGGCAAGAUGACAGGUCCCAUGGUCGGGUUUACAGAACUGGCGAUUUAGGCCGUAAACAGAACGAUGGCAGUGUUAUAUUCUUGGGGCGCAACGAUAACCAGAUGAAUUUUCAUGAUUGUGAUCGGGUUCGUGAGCGGGACAAGGGUCUCACGGAGCCAUUCUCAGAGUGA